GUCUAUACAACAAAACAGCGGUACCUUCUAUCGAGCCGAAAGGUGUUUGGCCUCUCAUCUCCCAAAGAGCCUUUACUGUGGUGUGAGUAAUUGUAAACCUGUACCAUGAGUGCUGAUGCUGAUAUCGUUCGUUCAUCACUUGAGAAAUUACUCCAUGAUCAUUCUCCAAGUGCUGAUACAAGUGGAAUUGAUGAGAUCGUAGUGAGCUACGUGAGUGGUGUAUUGGAAGAGGUAGCUGUAGAUGAGGAGGAGGUGGACUCUGCAGGGAUGAAGGAUGUUAUGGCUGCUUAUGUGCCAGAGUUUGAUGCUAUCCCAGAAGAUGCCAUCACCUCUUGGGUAGUCAACAUGAUACAUGUUAUCAACCAAGAGAAAAAUAAAGUGAAAGCAGGCAAGGACUUGACUUUGGAUGCUCUGAUAUCAUCAUUCCCAGUGGAGACUCGAAAACAUCGCAACUCUCAAUCAAUAAGUGAAACAAGUGAAAGAUCACAGAAACUGUCAGAGACAUCAGUUGGUUCUGAUGAACAAAAUAGUACCAAUGGAGAUGAGCAGGAUGAAUACACAGAGGGCUUGGCAACCUUACUUGAGAUGUUCCCGGGAACUUGCAACCUGGAGGUGCAGCACUGUCUCGCUAGCUGUGGGGGGGAUUUAGAGCACGCCACAACUCUUAUCCUCCAGCGCCAGGAGCAAGGCAUUAGCAUCAAGGCUAAUACAAAUAGCAAGCUUGUUCCUGGAGCAAAAGGCAACAAGAGCCAGGUUGAUGAUAAAGAAGUAAGAACCUCAAUUCUCAAUCGAUAUGGAUUUGUCGAUCACGAUGAUGAUGCUCGAGAACAUAGGCCUGUAGCCCCUAAGUGGGAAGGGAAGAAGAUGGUCCGAUACCGUGAUAACAAGGUUGUGAGUAUUAAAGGAGAGCGCUAUACAGAAAUAAAGAAGGAUGAAUCCACUGAUAUGAAGAAGACAUAUGUGCACCUUAAACCAGGUAAACAGUAUCGAUUCCACUGAUCCACAGGGUACAAACCUUACUACAUCGACGCUGCCCAUUAUCACCUGUGUGAAAAUAAGGCAACAGGCAUGGGUCAGGGCGGUAAGGUUUGUUUUUGUCAUCGUUGUUGGAAUAAUUUAUGUUGCAGAGCGAGUCCACAGUGUCAGAGAAGAGGUGGACAUGUAGAAGGCUUAAUUGAUAUCUUAAUGUUAUUUGUGGGUUCCAAGGAACGUUUAGUAUGUAAUCUCUUUAGAAUUCUCAUAACUUUUCAGUGUUGUUUGUUAGUGUUACCUAGUUACUGUAUUGAUGUCAGUAAUUGUAUCAUUUUGUUGAAAAUGCUUCGUAGAUACCAAAGAAAUCGAAGAUCUGGUGAUGUAACUAAUGUCAGAAGAAGCAGUGGAGUGAGAGUCAGAAAAUAUUAUAAAAAAUACUCAGUGUUAUUACCCGACACGGUGGAUCUAGCGCCAAAAACUUUAUCAAAAAACUCUAAAAAAAUUUACCAAAUCAUAAUUUAUUAUAUAUUGAAACAAAAAACUUAUCUCAUAAUUGAUAUUCUGUGGUAUGUGAGGAUUAUUUGUAAAAUAUCACUAUUUAAUAAGAUACUUGUAUUUUCAUAUGUAGGUCAGUUUUUUCUUAAAAUAUACAAACGAGCAAAUCUUAGGUAGUAAAUUAAAUCACGACUGUAAAUUUGCAUAUCUUUGUCACAUCUAAUUUCUGUUCAGGUAAUGGAAGACAUAUAUGGAUAAUUUUAUGUCAAGCAUUAAAACAGAAAUGAAAAUAGUUUAUCAAUUGGCAAUAAACUUUGAAGAAUAUAAAUAUAUAAAGUAAAAUAAAGUGGGUGGAUGUGAAUAGGUAUGUAAAAUUUUAAUUAUUUGUCACUUUGCACACAAUACAUUUUAUUAAGAAAUACAUUUUUUUGCCCAGUGGGGCUUAAACAUGUACCAGUAUAGUUACUGUUCUUCAUAAACAUUUCAACAUUAGGAUUCCUUCUCGUUCCAAAUUAUUUUGUCACAAAUCUGCAAAUAUCUUUGUUUGCUUUCCUAAGUGUAGAAUAUUGUGGUUUCUGUCAGCUAUUAUACCUAUUAACUUAAAAGUUUGUUUUAAGUUCAAAUAUCAAGUUGUGUGAUGUGGAAAGCACAGCUUUUAUUUUAUUGAUAUUAUUUUUUUACUUGUGGAUACAGUUGAUUAUAUUGUAGUUUCCAAGAUCAACACGACUCAAACUCUUGAGUGUUGUUCUCCUUCCAUAUGUCUCAACGUUUUAGUGUUUUGUGGGAAGUGUUGCCCUCAGAACUGAAGGACGGCCAUUUGCAGUGGAAUCCUCAAAAUAUUGUGUACAGUAUAUCAGUAGAACCCGAGUUUUCAAAAGGUUCUUU
Procambarus clarkii (red swamp crayfish) is the source of this 2352-nucleotide messenger RNA. RefSeq names its product CUE domain-containing protein 2. The record is from RefSeq and is a predicted model, not a curated record. NCBI's taxonomy places the organism in Eukaryota, Metazoa, Arthropoda, Malacostraca, Decapoda, Cambaridae. Gene Ontology annotation, molecular function: ubiquitin binding.